AUGCUAGGGACGGAGCAGGAGACUGAGCUGGACGAGACUGAGCUAAUGGAGACUGAAGUAAUGGUUGAGGUGAAAAUGGAGCUUCAGGCCAGGCGGCUAACAGAGCUUCAGGCUGAAGUGGUGGUUGUGGUGAAAGCGAAGCAGGUGAUUGAAUGGCUGACUGAGCUACAGGCGGGGUGGCUGACUGAACAGGGGCCUGAGCUGAGGGCGACUGAACAGGAGUCUGAACUGACGGCAGGGCAGGUGGCUGAGCUGAUAACAACAAGGGCAGCUGAGCUGUGGAAGAACGGAGUCUUUGUCACUCACCCCAGCUGGACAUCCCUGAGGGAAGUUGGACUCCCAUUGGAGCUGGGGCCGCCGAUUGCACAUGGCUGCUCGCGGGCUCGUAGUAAUCCUCCCGGUGCUGUCUUGCGCGCUUUCUACGAGACCAGGGCGCUGGCGUCUGAGGGAAGGGAAUGGAAAAGUGGGCUGAAGGGGCAUCUUCUUCCUAACCUGGCACUGAAGAAGACAGCUGUGCAGUCUUCAAACGGAGACAACAUCGGUUUUGCUUUCAAGGCCGUCGAUGGCAACAGAGACGAGAACUAUCAGAAAGGGUCCUGCACACUUACUUUAUCACAGUCUGAUCCGUGGUGGAGGGUAGACCUGGCAAGAGUGUAUACAGUUGGUGCUGUUGUGAUAACCAAUAGAGCAGGAUUUGAAAACAGGUUGGAUGGUGCAGAAAUCUGGAUUGGAAAGUCAACAAACUUCAGUGACCCUGAGCGUGAGAGGUGUGCCGUCAUCUCUCACAUCCCCAGUGGGGAGACGUUCUACUUUCCAUGUAGCUCUAUUGAGGGACGCUAUGUCACUGUGUUUCUCCCAGGAAGUGGGAAGGUCCUAAAUCUCUGCGAGGUUGAAGUGUACUACGGAUACCCAUUACCCAAUGUGGCACUCAAAGGAGAAGCUACCCAGUCAUCUACACUCUCUUUUGCCACUGCGUCCAAAGCCAUCGAUGGCAGACGGAUCUCGUUCUAUAGCGAUGGGUUCUGUAGUCACACGGCUGAAGACGAGACCGACCCCUGGUGGAGGGUGGACCUGCAGCGAAGCUUUACAGUCACUGCUGUAAAAGUCACCAACAGAGGAGACUGCUGUGCUGAAAGACUGGAUGGAGCUGAGAUCAGAAUAGGAAACUCACUGGAGAACAAUGGAAACAAUAAUCCCAGGUGUGCUUCCAUCUCACAUAUCAAUGCGGGUAAAACCUACACAUUCCAGUGUGAUGGAGGCAGCAUGGAGGGUCGCUUUGUGAACGUGUUUCUUCCUGGACAGAAGAAGACUCUCACUUUGUGUGAAGUGGAGGUGUAUGCUGCCCCAGCAGGUAGAGCUUUAAGUGACUGGAUCUGA
Messenger RNA from Oreochromis aureus, 1377 nucleotides. RefSeq lists its product as uncharacterized. Lineage: Eukaryota; Metazoa; Chordata; Actinopteri; Cichliformes; Cichlidae. The record is from RefSeq and is a predicted model, not a curated record. The transcript is spliced from 7 exons. The coding region runs from base 1 to 1377 and encodes 458 amino acids.